Messenger RNA from Vicia villosa (hairy vetch), 873 nucleotides. Its product is annotated as transcription factor bHLH139-like. Gene Ontology annotation, cellular component: nucleus. NCBI's taxonomy places the organism in Eukaryota, Viridiplantae, Streptophyta, Magnoliopsida, Fabales, Fabaceae. Gene Ontology annotation, molecular function: protein dimerization activity; RNA polymerase II cis-regulatory region sequence-specific DNA binding; DNA-binding transcription factor activity, RNA polymerase II-specific. Bases 1 to 873 code for a protein of 290 amino acids. The transcript is spliced from 6 exons. The record is from RefSeq and is a predicted model, not a curated record. Gene Ontology annotation, biological process: regulation of transcription by RNA polymerase II.
AUGGAAGCUGCCCAAUUGAUUUCUCAAGAGUGGGAUUCUCUAAGUGGACAGUACACAGCUGAAGAAGCUGAUUUCAUGACUCACUUCCUUGGUGGUAACUAUUCAUGUUUUCCUUCUAAUGUUGCAAAUGCUAAUGCUAAUUUUAUGUAUUUCUCUCAAGGGAUUAGCUCAAAGACUGAUUAUAGUGAUGACAUAUUUCCUACCAUUACAGCAAGUAAUGGACCAUACCUAUGUAAUCCGGCAACAGACAUUGAUUCACUAUCCAUGUUUUUUAGCAUUGACCAUGAAAGGUUAUGUUUAGAGCCAAUGUUUUUUAGUCCACAAUAUUUGGAUGAUAACUUAAUCAAACAGAUAAACUAUGAAGGCAUUGAUCAUGAAAGGUCAUGUUUAGAGCCAGCUUCACAAGCGGAUCGAACUAUAAACAUGGAGAACCCUGCUAAAAGAUUUAGGAGCUCAUUAGAGGUUUCAGAAAACACGAGAAAUGGCUCCAACAACUGUUUUUCACAUAACUCAAAUGCUUUUUUGGUGCUAAAUGGAGGAACAUCUCCAAGUCUAAACCCAAAAGAAAGCGCAGUGACGAAUUUAGGUAGAAAAUCAAGAGCAAGAAAUGGUCCUGCUACGGAUUCUCCGAGCAUUUAUGCAAGAAGGAGAAGAGAAAGAAUAAAUGAAAGGUUGAGAAUCUUGCAGACCCUUGUCCCAAAUGGAACUAAGGUGGACAUUAGUACCAUGCUUGAGGAAGCUGUUCAAUAUGUCAAGUUUUUGCAGCUUCAAAUUAAGGUUCUAAGCUCUGAGGAUAUGUGGAUGUAUGCUCCAUUAGCUUACAAUGGAAUCAACAUUGGAUUAGACCUCACCUUUUCUUCUCCAACAAAUUAA